UUGGAAAUUACGGAAGUCAAAAAUGAACAUCGUGGACUAUGGAGAUGCGAAGCAGAAAAUGACGCUGGCAAAAAACAUCUAGAAUUCACUUUGGACGUUUGGACCACUCCAAUUGUCACGAUUACACCGAAGAAUGCUGUGAAACCAAUUGGAGAAUCAGUUACACUGAUAUGCGAAGCUAAGGGAAAUCCACCAUCAACGUUGACGUGGAUGAAAGAUGGUCAACCUCUAAUAUCAUCAAUUGAUGGAGCUCGUAUAUCCAUGAGAGGUGACCGACUGGACAUUCCACGUUUACAGCAGACUCAUGUCGGUGACUAUACUUGUGAAGCCAAUAACGAAGCUGGACCUGGCUCAGACACCGCUUCUGUAGAUGUUUUAGUUCCUCCAUUGAUCAAUCGUGAUGGCAUUGAUAUGAGUCCCCGUUUACCUGUUUCUCACACGCCAACUUUGUAUUGCGAAGCCAGCGGAAAGCCUUUCCCAGAAAUUCAGUGGUGA
This is a messenger RNA of Enterobius vermicularis (human pinworm), 495 nucleotides long. The record is from the annotation of a GenBank genome assembly. NCBI's taxonomy places the organism in Eukaryota, Metazoa, Nematoda, Chromadorea, Rhabditida, Oxyuridae.